UCACCCGGAUCUUCCUCCGCGGCGGGCGGAGGGGGGGUCCGGCCGCCCCAGCGCUUCCGGCGGGGCCGGCUGCGGCUCCGCCAUGGGGAAGAAGCACAAGAAGCACAAAGCCGAGAAGGCAGAAUGGCGCUCGACCUCCGCCACCGCCUACAGCGAUUAUGUGGACAAGCCUUUGGAAAAACCCUUAAAGCUCGUUCUUAAAGUUGGAGGCAGUGAAGUCACUGAACUCUCUGGGUCAGGGCAUGACUCUAGUUACUACGAUGAUAGAUCAGAUCAUGAGCGAGAACGACAUAAAGAAAAGAAGAAAAAAAAGAAGAAAAAGUCAGAGAAGGAAAAAGAAAAGCAUCUAGAUGAUGAGGAAAGAAGAAAGAGAAAGGAAGAGAAAAAGAGGAAGAGGGAGAAGGAACAGUGUGACACUGAAGGAGAAACUGAUGACUUUGAUCCUGGGAAAAAAGUGGAGGUUGAACCUCCUCCAGAUCGUCCUGUCAGAGCAUGCAGAACUCAGCCAGCUGAAAAUGAGAGCACACCAAUCCAGCAAUUACUGGAACACUUCCUUCGCCAGCUUCAAAGGAAAGAUCCUCAUGGGUUUUUUGCUUUUCCAGUCACGGAUGCCAUUGCUCCUGGAUAUUCCAUGAUAAUAAAACACCCUAUGGAUUUUGGUACGAUGAAGGAAAAAAUUGCAGCAAAUGAAUACAAAUCAGUCACUGAAUUCAAGGCCGAUUUUAAACUGAUGUGUGAUAAUGCAAUGACUUACAACAGACCAGAUACUGUUUACUACAAGCUAGCCAAGAAGAUACUGCACACAGGCUUUAAGAUGAUGAGCAAAGAACGGCUGUUAGCUUUGAAGCGCAGCAUGUCGUUUAUGCAGGACAUGGAUUUUUCUCAGCAGGCAGCUCUUUUGGGUGAUGAAGACACAGCAGUUGAAGAACCUGUUCCUGAAGUUGUUCCUGUACAAGCAGAGACUACCAAGAAAUCCAAAAAGCAAAAUAAAGAAGUCAUUAGCUGCAUUUUUGAACCUGAGGGGAAUGCAUGCAGCCUGACAGACAGCACUGCUGAAGAACAUGUCCUGGCACUAGUGGAACAUGCAGCAGACGAAGCUCGGGAUAGGAUUAAUCGAUAUCUACCCAACAGCAAGAUUGGUUAUCUGAAAAAAAAUGGAGAUGGAACUUUAUUAUUUAGUGUAGUAAAUUCAUCUGAUCCAGAAGCAGAAGAGGAAGAAACUCACCCAGUGGAUCUGAGUUCACUGUCAAGCAAAUUAUUACCUGGCUUCACUACUCUGGGCUUCAAAGAUGAACGAAGAAAUAAAGUAACCUUUCUUACCAGUGCCAAUACAGCACCUUCCUUGCAAAACAACUCUAUAUUUCAUGAUUUAAAACCAGAUGAGAUGGAGCUCCUAUACUCAGCAUAUGGUGACGAAACUGGGAUCCAGUGUGCCUUAAGCUUACAAGAAUUUGUGAAGGAUGCUGGAAGUUACAGCAAGAAAAUAGUUGAUGAUCUUCUGGACCAGAUCACUAGUGGUGACCAUUCCAAAACUAUUUAUCAGCUAAAGCAGAGGCGAAACAUCCCAGUAAAACCACUGGAUGAAGUUAAAGUUCUGCCAGUUCUUAUAAAAGAAGAACACAAGUUGCGCAAUACCUGUCUGGAUUCUUCCAAACAGAUUAUGGUUGGAGAAUCUGCUGGAGACAGUAACACUUCUGACUUGGACUUCCUCUCUAUGAAGACAUAUUCAGAUGUAUCUCUUGAUAUUUCUAUGCUAAGUUCAUUAGGAAAAGUGAAGAAGGAGCUUGAUCAUGAUGAUAACCAUCUACAUCUAGACGAAACAACUAAACUGCUUCAGGACCUUCAUGAAGCUCAGGCUGACAGAGUGGGAUCCCGGCCAUCAUCCAAUUUGAGUUCUCUCUCCAAUACCUCUGAAAGAGACCAACAUCAUCUUGGAAGCCCCUCUCAUCUGAGUGUUGGAGAACAGCAAGACAUGGUUCAUGAUCCCUAUGAAUUUCUUCAGUCUCCAGAAACCUCAAAUGCUACUAGUAACUAAUCUGACAUGUACUAUAUUUAUUUUGUAUUUUAAUUGUAUUAUGUUUUUAUAAAGUUUUUGUCCAUGACAGAAACUGCAUUUUUGUCCUCUUUUCUAUGAGGAUUGCUGUAUAAUAUUAUCAUGUAUACAGGAUUAAACAAGCAAACCCUAACCCCAAACUAAUUAGUGCAUCAUGUUGUUAGCAAUGUACCAAGAACUGCUUUCAUUUUGUUUGUUAAGGGAGAGUGUUAUUUACUGGUGUGUGAAUCUUGACUGAAAAGCAGCGAAUAAUGUGUUAGAAAAAUUGAUAUUUUGUAGACACUGAAAAGCGAUAAUUUUCCCAGAAUCAUGGCAACAGUCAUUAAAUAUAUGCAGUACAAUUAUCAACUAGUUCUGUAGAUAAUUGUUCUGUUAUCUGCUCUUCAGGUUAAGACCUGAACAUCUCCAAGGAAGAUCAAAGAACUGCAUGAACUGGGAUCAUUACUGUAUUUUCCAUCUCCAAAGCUAAUAAUCUGUGGAAAUUGUUUUAAACGUUUCCCCAUAUUUUAAAAUCUUUUUUUAAUCACUGCAGAGAGCAUUUAAUUUGAGAGUAACAGUACUUGGUAAUUCUAGUAGAAUGGUAAUUUACUAAACUUCGACCCUGGAUUUGAAAAAGAUUAAUGUUUUUGUGAUCUCUUAUAUCUUGGAACACAAAGAAAAGGUAAUACUUGUAUUUUUUAAUAUCAUGUGUAUAUCUCAUAGGGUGAAAAAAAUACUAGAUAAGGUGUGCUUUUCAAUAAUUCCCAAAUAAAACUUUUAUAAUACAUCAGUACUGAAACUGAGGGGUUUUGUACUAUUGCUAUUUGCAAGCAGACAAAUGUUAUUAAUUUACCUUAUUUUGUAAAUAUUAAUAAAAAUAGAAAAGCAGUUUUGAUGUAUAGCAAAUCUGUUGUUCUUGCCAGGGAGAAGUUUGCUUCCUUAUACUAAGUCUGAAAUACUAAAGAGUUUUGGGUUGAAUUCAUGUGCUGCUUUGAAAGAUCAAUUUCAUCAUGCCACAUGUAGCUAUAAACAAAAAAAAACCUUUUGGUUUUAGUAACCUCAGUUUUUAGGAACCAUAAGGGAAGUCAGAUAACUGGUAGUAAAGUCUUGAUAAGGUCUAAAUAGGAAGAUAGUUUCGUUCCAAGUGGGAGUGCUGAAGAAAGAACACGGCAAGGUUUUUCUGUCUGGGAGUUGUUAGGAAUGUGUGUGGCACUGUGCUUGGGCUCCUAUGCUACUCCUGCAUUCUGGUGCAUCAUGACUGUGGGUUUUUGGAAGUGACAUGGAUGAUCUGCUGCCCUGAGGCAGUGUUGUUGGCCAGGAUUUGCACGGACACACAGCCUUGUGUCGGUUUGCAGCUUCCCAAAAUUAUUUCAAUUGAAAAGUGUCUUUAAAUCUAAUAUGCUUUUGAUCUCUAGUAAGUCUGAUUUCUCAUACAGUAAAUAUAAAUUGAUUCCUGUAAUAGACUCUAAAUUUUAGUUACAGUUGGUGAGGAAAUCUUUAUUGAAACACUUGCUGUUGGAUUGCCUGCCUUAGCUCUUGAAUAAAAUUCCGCAGGAGAAUGUUUGAAAUCCCUCUAGAGGAAUGUGCUGGUUUUUGUUUGAACUGCAGUGUUUACUACUGAAAACUGAAAUAAUGUGCAGUAAUUUGAUACCUUCACCUUGGAUUUCAGGCAGAAUGCAUUCAAACUCUGUGAAAUUCUGUAGAUCAGCCUUUAUAAGCUCCAUGAGCUGAUUGUAUAAAAGGCUGGAUGUUGUUUGCUUCAUUACUGUACCAGAGAGCACUUUGUGCCUGAGGAAGGUUUGCUUAUUUAUUCAGCCUAUCUGGCCCCUAAGCAAUGUUAGUUAUACACAGCAAUCUCCAACUGCUGUUUCAUGGGUGCUGGACAAUCCCUUCACUAGGCCUACUUCCUGCAUUCCCCAGGGGAAAAAAUGCUUUUAGGACAAAACUUCUUCCUAGAAGAAAAUAUAAAUAUUUUUGCGGUGGUGCCUUCUCAAAAGUGGCAGACAUUGACUUGUAAGCUGUUUGCUGAAUGUACUGAGACACAUGAUUAGGCUCACUAAAUGCCACAAGAAAAGUUUUCAUGUUUCUUUGAGAAAUCUCAUUCUUCUAAAUUUUAUACAAAGAUUGGACUCUUCAGUUUGCAGUCUCUGGUAAAAAAAAAAGCUAAAAUUUUAAAGUAAGUGGUUGAAGUAAUGUCUUUCAGUCACUUGUUUGUCACAGUGCAUUUUUACUGAUUCUCGUGCUAAAACAGAAUCUCUUGCUUCUCUUCGUUAUUGGUGUAUGUGCCUGUGCUUGUACCAGUGGUACACUGUUGCAUAUUCCAAAUUAUUCUGGUUUGUUUGAAAAAAAGCCUUAAGAAGAAAUCUGCCUGUCCUUUCCUUACUUAAUUGAAGGGUAAAAAUAUCCCUAAGCCAUGUCUUAUUUGCUCUUGUCUCUGAAGGUGGUAAGUUCAUAUACACAGAAAAGCUUUGAACUAACCAGUAAAGGCCUCUAAUCUUAUGGUCCUAUUUAAAUACUAGGAAUUUGAAAAACUUGAUUUAGUUCUUUAAGUUUAUAUAACACAUAUCAUUAUUUAUUUAAUCCAAGAUAAACACCAUUCCUUUCUAGGUGUUUGAUAGAUAUUUCCUGUUUGGUUCAUUUGGGAGACGACUGUGUCCGUGGCACCCUGUUCAAUUCUAAUACAUAACAUGUAACAUGUUCUAGCUAGGUGGCACCAUAUGUCAGUAAACUUUAUGUGAGUUCCCAUCGGUUGGAAUAUGCUGCCAUUGAAUAGAGGGGAAAUUCCUAGGCUGUUUUGUAAAAUCAAUCCAGGGUUUCUAUAAAAAAUUGAGAAAAUUAAAUGCAUUUUUUCAAUUUUUCCCUCUAAUAACUGUUAUAUGAAAAAGUGUAUUGUGCUAAGAAUGUAAGUAAUGUUAAAAGAAAUCUUAGAUCUGUUCUUCCACAACGUCGAAAUAUAUCAAUGAAAAUGUAAAAUGGUCUAAAUAAUUGUGAUUAUUCUUUUUUUUUGUAUGUCUAUUGUCAAACUCUGGUUUCAGCACAGACAUCUUCAGUGGCAGCAAAGGGAAUGAUGAGAGUGUAUUGCACAUAUAGCAAACAUCUUUGUAAACAAGGAUUCGGCAUGGAGCAACUUUAUUCCACUCUCUGAGAUACAGAAGUACAGGGACAGAAUUUGCCUGACAGAAUUUUCACCUACAAUAUCAGGUGAUAAAUGAAAAUAAAAAUAUCUUUCUAAUGUUA
This is a messenger RNA of Passer montanus (Eurasian tree sparrow), 5269 nucleotides long. It is a transcript of the gene BRD9, whose product is annotated as bromodomain containing 9. The record is from RefSeq and is a predicted model, not a curated record. Lineage: Eukaryota; Metazoa; Chordata; Aves; Passeriformes; Passeridae. Gene Ontology annotation, cellular component: nucleus. Gene Ontology annotation, biological process: regulation of transcription by RNA polymerase II. Bases 83 to 2035 code for a protein of 650 amino acids. The transcript is spliced from 17 exons.